This is a messenger RNA of Nerophis ophidion (straightnose pipefish), 912 nucleotides long. RefSeq lists its product as uncharacterized. NCBI's taxonomy places the organism in Eukaryota, Metazoa, Chordata, Actinopteri, Syngnathiformes, Syngnathidae. The record is from RefSeq and is a predicted model, not a curated record. Bases 99 to 773 code for a protein of 224 amino acids. The transcript has 6 exons.
GAACUUAAAAGUUCCCUUUUUCCACUUGGCUUUUCUCACUUCCUCCAUUCUCACCUGAGCUCUGCCUCACUUUGGAGUCAUCCUUGAAGCUUCUCAACAUGAUCGGCUGCCUCUUAGUGCUCAUUUGCAGUAGCUCAGGUGCUCAUGGCCAGAAUGCCCUCUCUGCUUUUUUUGCAAGCUCAACUACAAAAAUCACUACAAAAAUGGAAACCCUCUGUCCACUGACACUGUUAGCUACACCUGACUACCCGGUGGCAGCGGGUCAAAAAGUCAGCCUGCACUGUAGCGGUCCGACGUCGGCCAACGUGACUUGGUCCUGGCACAGAAAAGAGAACGGGUUGUGGCACCAAGUUGGCACAGGAAAAACUCUGACCCUCAGUGAGCCCGAGCAUAGCGGGAUGUAUCGCUGCCACUCGAGCAGUCACCAUCACUCUGACUGUGGGAGCCCCACUCACAACGUCUAUAUUGUCUCUUUUCACGCUGCAGAAAUGAAGACUAUGGGAAUAAGUGCCUUCACCCUCUCUCUGCUGGCCUUGAUGGUUAAUAUCUGUCUUGUAUUUUGGCUGCUCUGGCAAAGACGGUGUGACAAGAAAAGCUCCUCUAACACAACAAUUAAAGGUUUUGCAAGAGACGGAAAGGAGCUGAAGGGAGCUUUGCCACAAGCCGAGAAUGGUGGCCACGUGUACGUGAAUUACUCAAGCACAAACCUCGCCUACACCGAUCUAGAGCCCGCAAGCAUGAGGGGCGACAACACUUACUCAAUUCUGUCAUGAGCUUAAUCUGCACAGGAAAAGGCUUUUAGUGCAAGGUUUCAACAUGUUUUUUAACUGAAGACCCACAUGAUCAAUGUGGUGUUCUCCUGUCAUGUAUUAAAAUAACACUGACAUAUUCUGUGCAAAAAUAAGACAUUAA